UUAUCGUCUCCACAUUUUCAAAGUAAACUUAGAAAGUGUCAAUCGUAGUUAGUUGAUCUCACAUAUCGAUAUUUAAAAUGAAUCUUUUUGUAUUUUAUUUAUUGUGCGGCGUAACCUUAGCUAGUUGUUUUGAACCGAGGGUUGACCCUCUAGUCUUACUGGACCAAGGACUCGUCCGUGGUUUGAGAUCGAGUGAUGGAAGUUACUCCUCGUUUCUAGGAAUUCCAUAUGGCUUGGUCGACCCCGAUAACCCAUUUGGUCCGGCGAAAGAACAUCCUGGUUUCGGUAAAAUUAUUUAUAACGCUUACUAUGGAUUAACGAAAUGUCCACAAUCGGUUGUUUACGAGCCAAGCUCAGGGAGGAGCCGUGAUGAGGUUUUGGAUUGUUUGCGUCUGAACAUUUUUUCACCGUCAGCUGCAAGCAGCCAACAUCCUUUACCGGUAUUAGUGUGGAUCCAUGGUGGUGAUUUUGAAUUGGGUUAUGGUGGCGAGUACCAUCCAGAGAGUUUAGUCAAGCAGAAUAUCAUUGUGGUAACAAUCAACUAUCGUUUGGGAGCAUACGGUUUCAUGUGUCUCGACAUCCCCGCUGUGCCCGGAAACCAGGGACUUAAAGAUCAAUACCAGGCUUUGAAAUGGAUAAAGAAUAAUAUUCAAGCAUUCGGGGGUGAUCCAAACAGAAUAACUCUAGCAGGACAAGGCUCUGGCGCAAGUUCAGCACUGCUCCAUUUAUAUUCGGAUCAGGAAAAAUUAUACGACAAAAUAAUCGCAGAAAGUGGCUCCCCUCAGACCGUCGGGACAUUUGCAGAAGGGGACGUAGAAGCAGCACUAAAGCUGUCGAGACACUUAGGUUUUAUCACGGACAGCAAUGAGGAAGCUUUGAAAUUCCUCGCAAAAACAUCACAUGAGCUUGUAUCAGCCGCUGCAGUGGAACUGCGUUUAAAUCUUAGACCUUGCAAAGAAAAAUCUUUCAGCGGCAUCAGCAACUUUGUUGAGAGUGAUCCAUUUUCAUUAUCAAAUGAAAAUAAAGUAAGAAACACUCCAGUAUUAAUAGGUGAAACCAGAAACCAACACGUAGGUCUAACGAAUGUUUACGGAAACGAUUAUUUCAAAGGGGAUCCAUUUUAUGAUAAGAUCGUUAAUAAUUUCAAUCUCGACGAAAAACAACUGAAAGAUGCUGUGAGAAUCGUAAGGAAUUUUUAUAUCGGAGACGAACCUGUAUCAAGACUCGUAGAGGCGGAUUUAGAAAAAUUCGACACUGACUUUGAUAGCAAUCAUCCCAUACAGAGAUUGAUCACUAAUUUAUUGUAUGAAAACGCGAGCCCAAUAUACGAAUAUGAGUUUAGCUACACGGAUCACAUGAUGGAAAGGAAGGCAUCAAACUCGGAGGAAUUGAAAUAUCUCUUUAAUAUGUUAAGGGACAGAGUAAGAAUGAGUCCUGAAAAUCUAAUAGUGAUCGAUCGUAUGACAACAAUGUGGGCGAACUUCAUUAAAUAUGGCGAUCCCACACCAGAGACGAACGAUUUAUUGCCGGUGAAGUGGACGCCGGUUACAGAAGAUACAAGGCCGUAUUUAGUCAUUGAUUCCCUACUAGAACUUAAAAGUAGAAUUAAUAAAGAAAGGAUGGCCUUCUGGGACCUGUUCUUUUUGAAGUAUGGAGACAGAAAUAAAUAUUAUCGACAGUGUGACAUAUAAAUUUGACUUUAAUAACGAACAGUCAUAUUUAAAAUUGAAUCUUAAAAUAAAUUUUAUGUGACUAUAACUUUUUGUAUAGAAUAACAAUAAAAGACUGUUACUUCCUU
Messenger RNA from Danaus plexippus (monarch butterfly), 1798 nucleotides. RefSeq names its product esterase FE4-like. The coding region runs from base 78 to 1691 and encodes 537 amino acids. The transcript has 3 exons. NCBI's taxonomy places the organism in Eukaryota, Metazoa, Arthropoda, Insecta, Lepidoptera, Nymphalidae. The record is from RefSeq and is a predicted model, not a curated record.